Coprinopsis cinerea okayama7#130 is the source of this 1972-nucleotide messenger RNA. RefSeq lists its product as hypothetical. Bases 498 to 1508 code for a protein of 336 amino acids. The record is from RefSeq and is a predicted model, not a curated record. The transcript is spliced from 3 exons. Gene Ontology annotation, biological process: regulation of DNA-templated transcription. NCBI's taxonomy places the organism in Eukaryota, Fungi, Basidiomycota, Agaricomycetes, Agaricales, Psathyrellaceae. Gene Ontology annotation, molecular function: DNA-binding transcription factor activity.
CACUUUCCUGCUUGGAACAGCGUCGAGCCGUCCAAGCGAAACUCCUCAGCAGCGUCUGAGCCAAUCUAGCUUCAAGGCUACCCAACCCAGCGGUGCCUUUGUCUCCACAAACGACAACCUCAGCCCAUUCCCAAGGCGCCAUUUCUUCAUCAAGUACCCAGACAUCAUCCAACGCAGUUCGCCAAGAUGUUCGCUCGUCUGUGAAUAACGCGGCCUCGUCCUCGUCGGCUACUCGCUCUAUCGGUCAACAACCGUCGCAACCACUUGAAACAUCAGUUUCGAGUUCAUCUCAACAACCUUUACACCAUGGCCUAAAUCAACAAUCAAACCGUCUUCGGACGACUGUAUUCCAAUCCUCAAAGGAUCUUGCAGCCCACUAUGGCAUCCCACAACUUUUGCCGCCAGCGCCUCGCACAACACCACGUCAGCCAGUACCAGCAGCACAGCAUCAGCAACAGCUUUUCGAUUUUGAAUCACUUAAGAACUCGUACCUCAACAUGCUCGCAUCCAACUCCGCAGAUUCCCCAGCAACAUCCACAGCUGAUACUGCGAUGACGGUUCCACAGCAACCCGCCCCCGCCGCGGCUCCGCCCGCAGAGGCACCGGCCUAUAACCAUCAGGAGCUCGAGGACCUGGUGAACAUGAUAGUCUCUUCGCCAGAGUUCAAGGACGCCUUCGAUUUCUCUUCCCCUUCGAUGGAUCCUGAACAGUACCUCACCUCGCCCAUGCCCGCCUUGGGCCACGACUUCGACGAGCCUUCGCCGAAGGAAACCCCUUUGAACGAUCUCCUCAGCACUCCCCUCUUCGAGAACACCGACUCGCCCCUCCUCACCGACCAACACGACUUUGACAUGUCUGGCGGCGAUCCCCUUUUCGCAUCCUACACGAUGCCGCUCUUCCCCGACACUGUCUCAAAGCCUCUUCCAGCGACCAAGCCCCAGGUCGACUUUGACGGUCUCCUCGCCUUCUCCCCCGACAACCAGCCACUCGACUCUUUCUCAUCCUCUGUGUACUCGCCCGCUUCCCGCCAGUCCUCACUCGCCCCCCAGACUCCUGUGGUGGGCUCAGCACCAACAAAGCCCGCCACUCGUCGGCGAUCCAACGCUACCGGAACCCGCAAGGGUAUCACGCCCGAGUCCCUCGUUCCCCUCGACGCUCCCACACAACCCCGCAAGUACGCCACUCCCUCGGCGACUUCUCGGAAGGAGCUACCCGCCGUGUUCGCUCGCAAGAGGGCACGGUCGCAGGCGUUCGACGAGGAGGAGGACGAGCUCCAGGAGGCUCCUCCCGGUCCCAACGCUACCGAGCGGGAGCAGAUCGAGUGGAAGCGGCGACAAAACACCUUGGCUGCUCGCAAGAGCCGCAAGCGGAAGCUCGAGUACCAGCAAAAGCUAGAGUCGGACGUUGAGAGGCUUACCCAGGAGAGGGAUAACUGGAAGACCCGGGCGCUCACUCUGCAGUCGUUGCUCGUCUCUCAUGGGAUUCGGUUCAAUGAAUUCCAGGAUUGAGGACGAUCGUAAAAGCUUUUAAUUUUUCUUUUCUUCUUUGUGCAAAGGCAUGCAUACUCUUUGAUAUAUCCAUGAUGUUAUUUUCUUUAUGUUUUAUCGUAUCGUUUGUUGUAUCUCGUUCUUUGGUUCUUACCGUUUCUACUUACUUUUAGUUCAUUGCUAUGGUCAUUUUUGUUUCUCUAUGAUUUUCGUGCUUGAUUGUUACAGACGUUUGUCGGGAGAUGUAGUUGUCGAAUCGCAUCCCCCUCUGUCGUGUCGUGUCCUCUUGUCAUCGUCGUCCCCCCUCGGUGCUCCGUUGUACCAUUAUCAUCAUCAUCAUCGUCAUCUAUCAUUAUCUUCCCCCUUCGCCAUUUCACUUGUAGGAGCACCGUCGUACCCACUCCAUCCUUACCAUCUUGUAGUCCAACCUACAUACUUACCACGUACACAUACAUAAAGAAAUAAAGAACGUUUCAUCGCGUUCA